Phytomonas sp. EM1 is the source of this 2838-nucleotide messenger RNA. The record is from the annotation of a GenBank genome assembly. Lineage: Eukaryota; Euglenozoa; Kinetoplastea; Trypanosomatida; Trypanosomatidae.
AUGAGCUGCUUCUUCCUUAAACAACUCAAUGCCGGGAGGGAGGAAGACAAACCCCUACUUGAUCUCUUUCAGCACUGCCGCGAACGAGUUGUGCGAGUUACGUCGACACAUUAUUUACCGAAUCACAUUGCUGUCACCACUCAGAACGGCUUUAUUGAAUUCAUUGACGUAUGCAACGGUGAGUUUCGUCUUUUCCUGACUCAUUUGGAGCAUCACAUCCCGUUAGAAUCUCCAGUACGCUGCAUAUCGCUCGUACCUAGCUAUUUUUCCACUCACUCCGCUUCUAGGGAAAGUGAUUUAGGCAACUGUGGACCCCAACUAUUAUAUUCCCUCGGGUUCUCCAACGAACUACUCCUAGCAAACCUCGAAACGGGGGUGGUGAGUGUGUUGGAUAGAUUUAAUACCCGUCCCAGUGCACUUUUCUGCGAUGAAGAUUACAUCGCCUUGGGUGAAGGUGGUGGACAGGUGUCGGUGUGGGACCUCAGUCAUGAGAGGCGGCUCCAGGACGGCGUCGUCGCGCACCCCAAGCUGCUCUGGAAGAAGUUGCUUUUAGAGGACACUGUUGUGUGUUUGAAGGUCCAUCACGAACGACUUGUUUGCUGUUCCGCUGAUCAUCACUUUUGUGUUCUCUUGGUAGACACCGGGGAAUGCUUGAUGACGUGGGUUGGUGAACCAGAUCCAGUUGUAGAUAUCCUGCUCUUCGAAAACCCCUCGAUGCAACACUUAACAACCGUGAUUUGUUUGAGCACAUGCUUUUCGAUUUUCACGGAAACAGAGUUGAAUUCCUCGAAUUUGACUGUGCGGGAGGGGGUAGUGGAACAAUUUCACUCGAAGUGGAAACCUCAUAGGCGCUUUGCACUAGACAAUGUCAUUCAGUGCGCUACGUGUUUUGGGAACUAUUUGGUCGCUGGCACUGCCUCUGGUAUGGUUCUUCUGUAUUACUUUUCCAAUUUGGAAGACGGUAUGAUGGUGCUCGCCCGUUUUGAUGUGGGUUACAGUGUCGUGAGGGUUCAACUUUAUGCGGACGAAACGCUGUUGGUAGUGUCCAGUGCAGGGGACGUUUGGAAGUGGCCCUUAGCCGACCUCAUUAGUGAAUCCGAUAAGGGGAACAUGUCUAGAGGGAGCGGAAUUCCAUCGCGGCAGGGGCAAGACGACUUGCGGAAGCCUACCGGUGUGCCUGCUGUUCUUAAUUCGACGCUAGCGGAUGAGAGUCAGUAUACAUUCAGUGAUUGCGCUGAGACUCUGGCUGGUGAGGGAGGCAGAGAGAGUAGUGUGCGUUUAGAGGAUGAUUACAAAUCUCACGAUGUACACGAUGUUGGGAUACGUGAAGAGGGGGAACAGCAGCGACAACCUAGUAUACCUUCCGCAUUAAUAACCGAAUCACCGCCACCAAAGCAGAUAGAAUUGCCCGGAGAGCAUGAUGAGAUGGAUGAGGUGGUUCAAAAGUCGCUUUCACAGACAGCGCUGUCGGUGGAUACUCCUAAUGUGCAGCCCACUUCCAUGGUCAAUGCAAAAACGCAACCUUGUCUGAUUGGGCCUCCCUUGGAGCGCACAGUGUAUGGAGAGGAGACGAUGACGUUAGUUGUCGAUAAGCUUCAAGAUCUUAAGGAUGUCAUGAAGUUUAAAUCGAGCUUACCACCUAGCAACAUCAGUGAGGAAGAGGGCAGUGUCUCUGGUGAGGAGGGUGAAGUACAUCAAGAUAACCUUGAAACCGCUACCGCUUGCUCAGCAUCUCGUGAUAUUUCAGACCACCUUCAAAGUGGCAGUGAGAGCAAUGAUCAUGCUGCAUCGGUUGCAGUAGAAAGUGAGCCAGAAGUAGUGUUGGUAGAGGAGGAGAACUUGAUGGACACCUCUACUAACUCCAUUUCUUCAUCUUUGAGUCCGCGAUCCGAUCGACCACCUCAACCCGUUCCAGAAGAAAGGAAUACGGAUGAAGAACACACCGUCGAUCGCAUCGUGUCUCAGCCGCUGGAGGAGGAAAUGUCGACAAAUGAGAAGAGUCCCACAACACAACCGAAUGCCCUUAGCAACGUUCAUGGAGAUCAUGAUAAUAUUCCUCCAAGCGAUGCAGUUGUGCGUGUAACCCGCGGCAAAGAAUUGACUCAAGCCUCUUCCCUGUAUUCUCCCGAACGUGAGUUAAGUAAUUUCCAAGCGAUGCUGGGUCCACCUGCCGUUAUUUCGGGAUUGCGCAAAGGUCGUCGCAUGGAUCCUCGGCAAAUUUAUCAAAUAUUGAAAAACGAGAGUCAAAGUAAUGAAUCUGGAAAUGCAGCUGACGGCGAGAUGGCUAGUAAGAGACUACAGAGUACCGCCAUGAUUCUUGAGCAGCAAGAUGCUCUUCGCAAGUCGACUUUUCAUCUUGAGAGCUAUGUGAAAGAGCACCCACUGGAAGCUGAGGCUUUACCCUAUCAUUACCCUGUGAAACUUCCUACCUAUUCACUGGAAGAUCGUGUCUUUGGUGACGCUGUUCCUCCCAUCAUCGACGGCGGAAACGCGGCCGCGUUAAGGAUAAAAGCUGAUGGCUGUAUAGCAGGCGCAGCCGCCGCCAAUCUGAUGAAGGCUGGAUGGUCCUCAGUAAAGCCUGCUCUGGGAAGUGAUGAGAUUACGGAUGAUCUGAUGGAUGCCACACGCUACCGCUUCACUCGCAAAAGGGAUCUUGAGCUUAUUGAAGAGCGACGCCGUGGUGGUCCUGAUAUCAAUGCCCAUCCUUGUGAGGAUAUCCUCUAUCCUGCAACCGAUCCCUCCUCGACCGUAUUAUUUAAAGAGUAUCAAAUGCAACCAUCUGAGCAAUUUGAAUUGCUAUUACCGAUGCCUUUGCCAGCCUUACCCUCAGUUUUCUGA